Monodelphis domestica (gray short-tailed opossum) is the source of this 4792-nucleotide messenger RNA. Lineage: Eukaryota; Metazoa; Chordata; Mammalia; Didelphimorphia; Didelphidae. The record is from RefSeq and is a predicted model, not a curated record.
GCCCCAGGAUCUGACGUGGGCUCCGACACCUUUCCCAGCUUCUCUGUCCUGCAGCUUCAGCUCCCGAGCUUCCCCCCACCCCCGGCAUCUCCCUCCCCCAAGACCCUACAACCCUCUUUUCUCUUUUCCCAAAGGACCCUCUUAGAGCCCUUUAGAGAACCCUCCCAACCUUUCAUUCUUUCCACCUCCCACCCCAAGCUGUAAUUCCAGCCUCCACCCUGUACCCCAACAAGCUGGGAUCUCAGAGAGGCCGAAAACGAGCUUCAGGGAAAGAGUGGAACCCAGGCGUCCCCAGAUCUUUCAUAAAGCCUGGUCUGAUUUAGCACUCCCCACCGCGCCCCACCCCCUGAAGCCGCAGCCGCGCCCCCUUUUCCUCUCCCCUCCCCCCUCCACAUCCACAGGAACAGAGAGGACAGAGGUGUCCGGGCAAGAGAGAGGACCUGGGCAUUCAAGCAGGCAAGAAAGCCAGGAAUCUUCGGUUUCCAGCUCCUUCCCCGUUCAUCUUCACACACACACCCACCUAAGUCUCUUUGCCUCCUGUCGAACACUGGAUUUUUUUUUCCUUAAAAGGAAGCAGUAGUAGACGGGAGCGGAAUAGGCAAGAAGAGGAGCAAGAAGACUAGCUCUUCAACCCUUAGGAGGAGAGGGAUUGGGGUGCGGGACAGGGAUUUGGGGAUCAGGUCACCAUGGGGACCCCCAGAACCGGGCUCCUGUCCCCGCCGCUGCUGCUGCUGCUGUUCAGCUGCCCCUGGACUUGCGGUGUGCCCCUAAAAGAGGAGGAGACCCUGGCUGGGGGAAGCAGUGAGUCUCCCACAAUUUCACCAGCUGCACUAGCUGACCUGAUACAUGGAGCCCUACUAAGGAGGGGGCCAGAGAUGGGGGACAUCCCUGGAUCCCUUCUGGUCCCCACAAUAGCUGCUGAUCCAGAAGACCAGACCCUUGCCCCACCUUCCCCACCUUGGGCCACAGAACCAGGGACAGGACCCCUGACAACAGCUGUGACUCCCAAGGGAGCAAGGGGGGCUGGGCCUACUGCACCUGAGCUACUGACCCCACCUCCUGGAACCACAGCCCCACCCCCACCAGGUCCUGCCUCUCCAGGCCCACCUCUUGGGUCUGAGGGAGGGGAGGAAGAGACCACAACCACCCUCAUUACCACAACUACAGUCACUACAGUCACAAGUCCAGUUUUAUGUAACAACAACGUCUCAGAGGGUGAAGGUUAUGUGGAAUCACCAGAGUUUGGGCGUUCAGCUGCUCCCACUCUUGGGCCCCUUGACUGCACAUACAGCAUCUCUGUCUAUCCUGGCUAUGGCAUUGAAAUUCAGGUUCAGUCUCUCAACUUGUCCAGAGAAGAGGGACUGCUUGUAUUGGCAGUGGGUGGUGCACCAGCCCCAACACCCCAGCUCCUGGCCAAUGCCUCCCUACUAGGGGAGGGUCAAGUCCUUCGAAGCCCAACUAAUAGGCUGCUCCUGCAUUUCCGGAGCCCUCGGACUCCUCGAGGUGGUGGCUUCAGGAUCCGCUACCAGGCCUACCUCCUGAGCUGUGGCUUCCCACCCCGACCACCCCACGGAGAUGUGAGUGUGACAGACCUGCAUCCCGGAGGCAUUGCAACCUUCCACUGUGACUCAGGCUACCAGUUGCAAGGGGAAGAGACCCUUGUCUGCCUGAAUGCUACUCGACCAGCCUGGAGUGGGGAGCCUCCUACCUGCCUUGCUGCCUGUGGAGGCUCCAUCCACAAUGCUACUCUAGGCCGGAUUGUCUCCCCUGAACCGGGAGGGGCUGUAGGGCCCAACCUAACCUGCCGAUGGGUCAUUGAGGCAGCUGAAGGACGGAGACUGCACCUGCACUUUGAAAGAGUCUCACUGGAUGAGGACAAUGAUAGACUGGUGGUCCGAUCUGGGGGUGGUCCCCUUUCCCCACUGAUCUAUGACUCAGACAUGGAUGAUGUCCCAGAGAGAGGCCUGAUCAGCGAUGCCCAAUCCCUCUACGUGGAACUGCUUUCUGAAACGCCAGCCAACCCCUUGCUACUAAGUCUCCGAUAUGAGGCCUUUGAGGAGGAUCGAUGCUUUGCUCCAUUCCUGGCUCAUGGCAAUGUCACUUCCACCGAUCCCCAGUUCCGUCCUGGAGCAUUGGCUACAUUUUCCUGCCUCCCAGGAUAUGCCCUGGAACCUCCUGGGCCCCCCAGUGCCAUUGAAUGUAUUGACCCCUCUGAUCCCCACUGGAAUGACACUGAGCCAGCCUGCAAAGCUAUGUGUGGGGGAGAGCUGUCCGAAUCUGCUGGUGUGGUCCUUUCUCCAGACUGGCCCCAGAGUUACAGCCCUGGGCAGGACUGUAUAUGGGGCCUUCACGUCCAGGAAGAAAAACGGAUCUUGCUCCAGGUUGAAAUCCUGAAUGUUAGAGGAGGGGACAUGUUGACCCUGUUCGAUGGAGAUAGUCCCAGUGCCCGGGUCCUAGCCCAGCUUCGAGGGCCCCAGCCUCGUCGCCGACUUCUCUCCUCUGGCCCGGACCUCACCUUGCAGUUCCAGGCACCAGCUGGACCCCCUAACCCUGGUCUGGGUCAGGGCUUCGUGUUACAUUUCAAAGAGGUUCCUCGGAAUGAUACAUGCCCAGAAUUGCCCCCGCCAGAGUGGGGCUGGAGGACAGCAUCCCAUGGUGACUUGAUCAGGGGUACUGUGCUUACUUAUCAAUGUGAACCCGGCUAUGAAUUACUUGGCUCUGACAUCCUCACCUGUCAAUGGGACCUGUCUUGGAGUGCUGCACCCCCAGCCUGCCAGAAAAUCAUGACCUGUGCAGACCCUGGAGAGAUUAGUAAUGGGCACCGGACAGCUUCUGAUGCUGGCUUCCCCAUUGGCUCUCACAUUCAGUACCGAUGUCUGCCUGGCUAUAGUCUCGAGGGGGCAGCUGUCCUCACCUGCUACAAUCGGGACACAGGCACCCCCAAGUGGAGCGACCGUGUCCCCAAGUGUGUCCUGAAGUAUGAGCCAUGCCUGAACCCAGGUGUCCCUGAGAAUGGCUACCAGACACUUUACAAACAUCACUACCAGGCUGGGGAGUCUCUCCGAUUCUUUUGCUAUGAGGGCUUUGAGCUUAUUGGCGAGGUCACCAUCACCUGCCUCCCAGGACACCCCUCUCAGUGGACCAGCCAGCCCCCACUUUGCAAAGUGGCCUAUGAGGAGCUACUGGACGACAGAAAACUGGAAGUUACCCAGACCACAGACCCUUCUCGACAAAUGGAAGGUGGAAAUCUAGCCCUGGCCAUCCUUCUGCCUCUAGGCCUUGUCAUCUUACUCAUUGGAGGUGUUUAUCUCUACUACACCAAGCUACAAGGAAAAUCUCUAUUUGGCUUUUCUGGAUCUCACUCCUAUAGCCCUAUCACUGUAGAGUCUGAUUUUAGCAACCCACUCUAUGAAGCUGGGGUGAGUAGCAACCUUGCCCCAGUCCUGCUCCCUGGGUUUUGCCCACAUGAGCCCCCUUAAAUCCCAGGCCAAACCCCACUAGAGAGCCUGGUUUUUCAAGAGGUUCUAUCCCCAUAGUCUUCCUGCCUAUCCCUCCCCCCAUUUCUCAUUUCCCAGCCUUCCUGUGGCUUAGUAGCCAUCAAGAAAUCUCAACCCUCUAUCCUGAUUCUCCUUAGAGCAAUGGUACCACACUGAAGUACUCUAUCCCUUAAGAACCUUCCAGGAAUUGGGGCAGUGGGGGUGGGCAUGGUUGUCAGUGAGAUAGCACAGCAGUUGAACAGUGGCUAGAGUGCUAGGCCUGGAGUCAAGAAGACCUGGGUUCAAAGCUGGUCUCAGACACUUCCUGGCUGUAUGACCCUGGCCAAGUCACUUAAACCCUAUUGUCUAGCCCUUGCUGCUUUUCUUAGAAUUGAUACAAAGACAGAAGGUAGGGAUUUAAAAAACAAACAAAAAAACCUCCUUCAGCCACCAGAUUGUGAAUAUCAUCUCCCUUACCCUAACCCCCACCCCCAACAAGCUGACAAAUGAUAUGUAUCUCUACCCCCAGGAUACAAGAGAGUAUGAAGUCUCCAUCUAAACACCAAUGGAGGGAGCAGGACCUUUGGGUGUCCCUUCCUGACCUCCUCCCCCCAGACCAAUCUGGGAAGGGGGAGGGAGGAAAUAUAGGGAACUGGACCCUCCACUUCCAGCUCUUGACACCUCAUGCUUCCCCCUUUCCUUCCUUGUAAAUAUUCUAAGACCCCACUAGGGACAAUAAACACCCUGGAGAUCCUCUGGUAUCUAAACCAGCAUCCUGCCUCCCAAGUCAUUCUUUUUCUCUGUUGCCAAAUGCAGGGGAUCCUUCCUUCUGCCUCCUGUAUCCAUCAUCUGGCUCCCAGGCCCUAAAUACAGGGCUAUUCCUUGGAAGCUCAGCACUGUGGCCAAUUGUAAGGGGAGAGGGCUGAUAUCCCUUAGCCCAAGUCAUGACCCACUUGCCCCACGGGCCCCAGGGUCAAUCUCAGAGGGCUUGAUACCAUUUUCCCUGCCCUCUGGUUGUUUUCAUUGCUUGCCAGUUCCCUGGCCACACAAGUUCCUGUCCCACCAGCACUGUCCAUUCUUGGCCUUCCCUUUUGCUCUACCCCUGUCCACUGCUCCCUCAGGCCAGGAGUUCCAGUCAGUCCCUUUCUGCCCAAAAGCCCUAGUCCUUCUAGGCAGAGUAAGAGUAGGGAAGGCUAGGGAGAUGACCCCCUAUCCCCUGCAGUCCCUCCCUCCAGGUUUCCCUAACUCUACCCUUUAUUCCUUCUGGCUUCUGGAUUUUUGUUUUCAAGCAAUAAACAGAAAAUCACCAUUUGUAA